CUGUUGUUAGCAAGCAGCUUGCGUUAUCCCGCUUGAUUAGUGUCCGUGUUCGAAACUGUUUCAUGGUCAUAUUGAUGUACAGUAGCUUACUAUGCUAGAACGCAUGUUCGAAAUGCCUCAACGUGAUGUAUGGCUUCAUUCGCAUUCUAUCACGACGAGAGAUCCUGGAUUCCAAAAGUGCCCGACCGGGUACCGUAACCGGACGCCUGGUCCUGCACCGCUGCCGGUUGAGUUUCAAUGUUGCCAAGACAUCACCUACCCGCCGUUCGCGACCGAGAAGGCCAUUUGUUGGCCACGGCACAUCGAUUGUAUAUCUCGUUACUCAUAAGUCGUACCAUGACCUUGAACACGGGCGCAAAAGUCUAUACUCAACCACCGUUUUGAUUUGAGUGAUGGGUAGCAGCAUAUCAUACUGACCUCAAAAAUCAUGGGGAGCGAACGGAGUCUCGGUCAUGGAUGCCGCUUGUCCCGAAGCCUCAGAAAUCACCGUGAUCCUAAAGGAAGGGCGGAAUC
Messenger RNA from Eremomyces bilateralis CBS 781.70, 513 nucleotides. RefSeq lists its product as uncharacterized. The record is from RefSeq and is a predicted model, not a curated record. Lineage: Eukaryota; Fungi; Ascomycota; Dothideomycetes; Eremomycetales; Eremomycetaceae. The coding region runs from base 126 to 389 and encodes 87 amino acids. The transcript has a single exon.